Apus apus (common swift) is the source of this 1917-nucleotide messenger RNA. It is a transcript of the gene PRTFDC1, whose product is annotated as phosphoribosyl transferase domain containing 1. NCBI's taxonomy places the organism in Eukaryota, Metazoa, Chordata, Aves, Apodiformes, Apodidae. Gene Ontology annotation, molecular function: hypoxanthine phosphoribosyltransferase activity. The transcript is spliced from 9 exons. Gene Ontology annotation, biological process: purine ribonucleoside salvage. The record is from RefSeq and is a predicted model, not a curated record. The coding region runs from base 42 to 716 and encodes 224 amino acids.
GCCCCGCCCCGCCGCAGCCCCUCGGGCGGGCGCGCCAGAAGAUGGCCGGGCGAGGCGGCAGCAGCGCUGGAGGCCGCGGCGUUGUGAUUUCAGACAAUUGGCCUGGAUACAGUCUGGAUUUGUUCACUUAUCCUCAGCACUACUAUGGAGAUCUGGAAUAUGUACUUAUACCUCACGGCAUUAUUGUUGACAGGACAGAACGAUUGGCCAAAGAUAUUAUGCAAGACAUUGGAGACAAUGAUAUUGUGGUUCUCUGUGUCCUCAAAGGUGGCUACAAGUUCUGUGCUGACCUUGUGGAGCACAUUAAAAAUCUCAGCAGAAAUUCAGAAAGGUUCAUCUCCAUGAAAGUCGAUUUUGUUAGACUGAAAAGUUACCACAAUGAUCAGUCUAUGCAAGACAUGCAGAUAAUGGGAGGAGAUGAUCUUUCAAAGCUGACUGGAAAGAAUGUGCUAAUUGUGGAGGAUAUUGUUGGAACUGGAAGGACUAUGAAGGUUCUGCUUAAUAAUAUAGAAAAAUACAAGCCCAAAAUGAUUAAAGUGGCAAGCUUGUUGGUGAAAAGAACAUCUCAGCCUGAUGGGUACAGACCAGAUUAUUAUGGAUUUGAAAUUCCAGAUUUGUUUGUGGUAGGUUAUGCCCUGGACUACAAUGAGCACUUCAGAGAUCUAAAUCACAUAUGUGUUAUCAAUGAUCAUGGCAAAGCAAAAUACAGAGUCUGAAGCAAUAACAUCCUCACCUGAAGAUUUGUAAGCUCUGUGGAGCAGAAAUUUUACUACACUCCCUCAAGCACCUCCCAGAAGAGCAGUUCAACUGACUUGUGUUUCUUUCAAAUCAGUGUAAUAAGGGGUUUACUCUAGAGAAAGUGAUUAACAUUUAAAGAAGUGAGAGCUUUUAUAAAAAAUGUGAAGUAGAGGGCUUUUAAAGUUAUUAUAUUUUUUAAGUAUUAAAAUUACUGCAUAGAAUGCCUUUUGUCUAAUAGUUUGUCUGCCUCAAGUCUCAUGGUGAAUUCUUUUUUACUUUGUGCAGUCCAUUGUACCCACUGCAACUCAUGUACUUCAUGGUGGUGCAUGAGAUGAUUCAGAAGUGCCAUUCUGUGCAUUAAGAUUAUUUUACAGAAUUUAACUGACUUCAGCAUCCCUUUAGCCUUGGUCAGAUAUGCUGCUGCCAAAUUGAAAGCAUUAUUUUGAUUUAAUUCCACAAUUCAAAAGUUUCAGCUGAAGCUGAAUGUUGCAUGGUAAUGCAUUUUGGGCAGUCCAUUACUGCCUCUCCCACACAGGAGCUUUAGCUCUCAGAGUGCACUGAACUAGAGUGCUGGCACAAAAUGAACCUUUGCAAGACACUGUUGAUCUGAAAUUGGAAGAUGUCAUGUAACCAUAGAUCUAACCUUUUUAAUGUGCUGAAUUUUAAUUGAGAGAAAACAAUGCCAGGCAGGUUUCAAUUUCUGCAUAGUAUCCCUUUACUGCUAUAGGACACAAACAAGUAAAAAAAAUUAACACAGUGUUCUCCUAUGUGCAUAUUCUUAAUUAAAGCUGAUCAAGCACAGAAAUGUAAUGCUAGUCAGACAAUUGCUCAGUUAUUAUUUGAUUUUCAUACCAUGUCUGAGUUGAGAUUUUUUGUAACUGUUAUUUUUAAGAAUACAGAUCUGACAAUGUUGGAAAAGAAAAAAAAAUUAUAGAAAAACAAGUUAACCCAUAAAUAAUCUAGAGAUUCCUUCCUUCCCUUAUAUAUGAUGUUUGAAGUUUAUUAAUUUAUGUGCUGUACUAAUUUUGAAAAAUUGAAUUCUGUACUGAAUCUAACAGUUCUCAACAGCUUCCCGAGGGAAGCCAAUGCAAAGUAUGGAGCUGUGUAUCACUAGCUUUGUAAGAGGCAGAUUGUUAUUAGCUUCAGGUUCUGUAAACUAAUAAAGAAACUAUAACAACA